This is a messenger RNA of Gadus chalcogrammus (walleye pollock), 3868 nucleotides long. RefSeq names its product toll-like receptor 13. Lineage: Eukaryota; Metazoa; Chordata; Actinopteri; Gadiformes; Gadidae. Gene Ontology annotation, cellular component: membrane. The record is from RefSeq and is a predicted model, not a curated record. Gene Ontology annotation, biological process: inflammatory response; toll-like receptor signaling pathway; immune response. The transcript is spliced from 5 exons. Gene Ontology annotation, molecular function: protein binding; transmembrane signaling receptor activity. Bases 416 to 3265 code for a protein of 949 amino acids.
UAUAUAGCCUACUUAAGUAAUUUAACUGGACAUGCAUUUAUUAAAUUAGCAAAGUGUUCAUCAAUUACGAGAUGAAAGGUGUAGUGAGUAGGGGUUAAACUCGCAAGCAAAACGUACUGGAUUAGGUCCCGAAGGACUGCUCAAGUUUUUGCUAUUUCCACCUGGGUAGCCUAAGUGAGCCUCAGAUUAACGAGUCUCACAAGAGAGACUGGAUAUCGAGACGAGCAUCAGAUUAAACAUGCUAGCCAACAAGCACUAAUGAUUACGUCACCAUUCACGAGGUCCUGUUGAGUUGAUCACUGUUAGCAGAAGAGGACAUUCUGUGGGAAAACUUGUGUAUUGGACUUGUUACCAUUCCACUCUGCUCCACAUCUACUACCAAACGGACCUGGCAGUGAUCACUUUGAAGAAGACCAUGUCGCUAGUGGGAUGUUGCAUUCUACAAAAUGUAGCUGUCUUUCUUUUUUCCAUGCUUUAUCUUAAUCCUUCACUUUCUUACUUGCUAAAAAACUGCACCAUACCUUUCUCUGAGAAUAUGUCUAACUCGGCUUGUAUUAACAUUGACUGUUCUCAAAGAAAACUGUUAGUGGUACCAGAUGGCAUUCCCAGAGGUGUGACACGGUUAUCCAUUUAUCUUAAUCAAAUCCAAGCAAUUCACAAGAAUGACUUCCGGUAUUUGUCAAACCUUACAGUGUUAAACCUAGCCAUGAAUCAAAUUGCUCAUAUUGAAGAUGGAUCUUUUAUUGAUUUGCUAGAGCUAAGGGAACUUAACAUAGCUAUGAACAAACUGACCAAACUCUCAAACAACCCCUUUGAAGGACUGUGGAAGCUCACAGUGCUGGACCUUAGUAGGAACAGAAUCAGAGUCAUUCCCCCCUCUGCAUUUGGGUCAAUGUCCAGCUUGCAUUGGGUGAAUUUAGAUCAAAACCUGCUAACAGAAAUGACUGACAUUCAGUACAUACUACCACUACCACACAUUGAUUAUAUCAGUAUUAGUGAUAACCCCUUCAGCUCUUUUGAGACUAAACAUUUGCCCCUGAACAUGUCCUCGAGUCUCAGAGGUUUCGAAUUGUCUUCAAUAGUGUUAACAAUCUUCAGCAUCACAACACCUGUCUUUCCCCAUCUUGAGAAGUUAAGCUUUAAUGGCCUUUGCCCAAAUCCUGUUAUGGAGGUGGACAUACCCGAGCCUCGUUUCUUCAGGACUGUAACUCAUCUUCAAUCUUCAACUCAUUGCAUCUCUUUCAAAGACAUGAGGAAGCUCCUAGAGAGUCUGGUCUCACUGACGCAUCUUGAGCUUUUACACACUGAGAAAUGGAUCAACAGAGGUCUCUUAAAGACAGCCUGCAGCAUCCCCUCUCUGAGGUCACUGGACCUCCAUUAUAACUCGGUUGUCAACAUUGACCCGAAGCUGGCCAACUGUUCACAGAUAACCAAGUUGGACCUAUUCUCCAAUCGCAUCUCCAAUCUCUCCAGUCAUUCAAUACAAUCAAUGAAGCAAUUGAGAUACUUGGAUUUGGCAGGUAACUCUCUCUCCAGCGUGCCUCAUGACCUUAUCAGUCUCUCGUCUCUUGAAAUCCUAUAUCUGUCAGCCAACCACAUUGCUGAGGUAGGCUGCUUAGAUUUCUUCAAUUUAACAAGACUCAAAGAACUAUAUCUCGCAUACAACUACAUUGAUAAACUAGAUGGUUGUGUGUUUCAAUAUCAAAAGGAUCUAAAGGUUUUGGAUUUAAGCAAUAACUUGUUGUUGGAAUUGGACGAUACUUUUAAGAUCGGUCUAAAGAAUCUAGAGUUCUUAGAUUUGAGUACAAAUCGAAUUAAGCAUUUUGGAACGGGAGAUUUUAUAAGUUUGGAAUCGCUCAGUUGUUUAAAAUUAAAUAUAAUUGAAGAUGUACACAGUAAGGAUUUUGAACGAUUGUACACUCCUAGUCUGUCUUUUUUACUACAGAUGGACAAUAUUUUUAGCGGACUGCAGUUGUUAAGAAAUCUCACUGUAUAUCUGAAUAUCCCAGAAGGCUACAAAGGGGUUGAUCUAAACUCUUACCAAAACUUGAUAAAUUUACCUUCUUUGAGGUAUCUGGACAUAAUAUGUAGAGGUAUGCAUUGUUCAAAGCCUUUUCAUGUUCCUAUACAUUUUCUUAAAACAAUGAAGAAUCUAGAGCACCUCACAGCUGAGAAUUUCCAACUUGUGGAGCCAGAUAAAGACACGUUUAUAUACACACCAAAGCUUAAGAGUCUCGCCAUAACAGAAAGCAGCCUUUCAGACCUAAAUCCUGAGCUAUUUCAGCCAAUCUCAAAUCUAGAGGUUCUGGAUCUUUCACGGAAUACCCUCAAGAAUUUAGAUUUCCUUGCCCAAGCGAACCUGACUAGCCUCCGGUGUUUGAAACUCUGUGAGAACGACUUAACUGUUAUUGAUCACAAUAUCUUCCAGUUCCUCCCAGCCCUAACAUAUCUAGAUCUUUCUGUUAACCCUCUGACCUGUGACUGCUCUAACUCUGGCUUCCUGCUGUGGGCGCUGAGCAGCGAUCAAACGCAGAUCGUUAAUGUCGACCAGUACGUGUGCACGUACCCCCUUAGCGAAAGGGGAACCAUGUUCGUGGACAUUGACGUGCAAUCCUGCUGGAUGGACGCCAGCUUCCUCUGCUACAUUUCCGCCACCAGCCUGGUUCUGCUCACUCUGCUCACUGCCUUCGGCUACCACUUCCUGCACUGGCGUCUGGUCUAUGCCUACUACCGCCUCAUGGCCUUGCUCUAUGACAUGAGAGAGAGGAAGAGAAACAAUCCGUAUUGCUACGACGCUUUCAUAUCAUACAACAUCCAGGAUGAGGCCUGGGUCCACAGGGAAAUGCUUCCUGCUCUGGAGGACGAGCGAGGCUGGAGACUCUGCCUGCACCACCGAGACUUCCAGCCAGGUACGUCCAUCAUGGAGAACAUUACGGAGGCUAUCUAUGGCAGUAGGAAGACCAUCUGUGUGAUCAGCAGACACUACCUGGAGAGCGAGUGGUGCUCCAGGGAGAUCCAGAUGGCCAGCUACCGUCUGCUGGAUGAGAAGAAAGAUGUGUUGAUCCUGCUCUUCCUGGAAGAGCUGCCAGAGAAGCAGCUGUCUCCUUACUACCGCAUGAGGAAGCUGGUGAGGAGGAGCACCUACCUGAGCUGGCCCCAGGCCGCCCGCCACCCUGGACUCUUCUGGCAGAACGUCCACAGAGCUCUGGAGAGCGGAGACAGCCAUGAUGACAACACACACUUCCUGUCUGGGCCGGCCCUAUAGCCUGUUGGAGUAACAGUCUGCUCUCACUUGCUGCCUUGGAGUGGGACUUACCUUUAGUUUUUCUUGUCAUAGAGUAAAGUAAGAUAGGAGUUUAGUUGACCUUUAAAUAUUUUUGCCCUGUAUUGUGUGAGUAACUUUCGUACCUGUUUUUAUUAAAGCUAUAAUCAAAUGAUGCUACCAGGUUGAAGCUGAAGCCAAAUAAAACAGUGACAGGAUCAGUCACUUGAUAUGUAUGCAGAUGUUUGUUUGGUGUUCACUUUGUCUAGCUUGAUCAAACAGGCAUAACAAUUCCACAACUUUCUUUUAAAAUUAGUCAAAUUGGACCAAUAUAGUAGUUUUUUUAAUUGUUCAAGCCUUGGUUCAAGCCUUGGUUACUACAUUAUUAUAUUAUUUGUAGGGCUGUCAGUUAAACGCGUUAUUAACGGAGUUCACGCAAUCCAAUUUAACGGCGUUAAUUUUUUAUCGCGCGAUUAACGCAAAUUCAUAUAUAUAUAUAUAUAUUUUUUCUUUGGCUCAAAACAAAGAAGGAGUAGCCUGACUGCUAUGUUCAAGGCAGUAUGUUUGUAGGUUCAUCGUUUAAUUGCACUAUAGGCUUUUUUUUGU